CCGUUGCCCGCUGCAGCCACCACCGCCGGGUCGCGGGGGCCGCGGCACUCGGGCCGCGUCGGUGCCAUCCGGGCGCGCUGCGCGGCCGUCGCUGCUGCCCGCGCUAGUGCCGCCGCCGCCGCCGCCGCUGCCGGUUACGCCAGCUCCGCCGCCGCCCGCUCUGAUUCUGCGCAUAGGCAGCCCCCAAGCCUGUCAUUCUGCAAAAACACAGUUUACUCAACACACCACACACACACUCACACACACACGCGCGCACACACACGCGCACCCUGGCCCCCUCGCGCACACGCACGGAGGGCGCGAGCGAGCAGACGCGCACACCCGGCGAGCCAAGUUCCGCAGCCUGGCAUGGCUUCUGGGGACCUUUACGAGGUGGAAAGGAUUGUAGACAAGAGGAAGAACAAGAAAGGAAAAUGGGAGUAUCUAAUCCGAUGGAAAGGCUAUGGGAGCACGGAGGACACGUGGGAGCCAGAGCACCAUCUGCUGCACUGUGAGGAGUUCAUCGACGAGUUCAAUGGGCUGCAUGUAUCCAAGGACAAGCGGAUCAAGUCAGGGAAGCAGGUCAGCACCUCCAAGCUCCUGCGUGACAGCCGAGGCCCGUCGGUGGAGAAACUCUCCACCAGACCUUCAGAAUCUGGAAAGAGCAAAAGCACUUCUCAUAAACGGAAGCGAAUCAACCCUUCCCUGUCCAAGCCCAAGAAAGGGUACCCAGCCAAGCCCCCUGCGGGAGGUGACCGGGCCGCCAAGACCGUGUCUUAUAGGACUACUCCCAGUGGUUUGCAAAUAAUGCCCCUGAAAAAGGCUCAGAAUGGGAUGGAAAAUGGGGACACCGGGUCCGAGAAGGAUGAGAGGCAGUUUGGAAACGGGUCCCACCAGCCUGGCUUGGAUUUGAAUGAUGUUGGAGAGCAAGACCUGGGCGAGUGUGAUGUCAGCCACGCAGCACUGGCAGAGAACGGGCUCGGCUCUGCUCUGACCAACGGGGGAUUAAACAUGCACAGCCCAGUGAAGAGGAAGCUGGAAACGGAGAAGGACUACGUCUUUGACAAGAGGCUCAGGUACAGCGUCCGCCAGAAUGAAAGCAACUGUCGGUUUCGGGACAUUGUCGUGCGGAAGGAAGAGGGGUUCACACAUAUCCUGCUGUCCAGUCAGACCUCAGACAACAACGCGCUGACCCCCGAGAUCAUGAAGGAGGUCCGGCGAGCUCUCUGCAAUGCGGCCACGGACGACAGCAAGCUGCUGCUCCUCAGUGCGGUGGGCAGUGUGUUCUGCAGCGGCCUGGAUUAUUCCUAUCUAAUCGGCCGGUUGUCCAGCGACCGGCGGAAGGAAAGCACCCGCAUUGCAGAAUCCAUCAGGGACUUUGUGAAGGCCUUUAUCCAGUUUAAGAAGCCCAUCGUGGUGGCGAUCAACGGGCCCGCCCUAGGCCUGGGUGCCUCCAUCCUGCCCCUCUGCGACAUCGUGUGGGCCAGUGAGAAGGCCUGGUUUCAGACCCCCUAUGCCACCAUCCGCCUCACGCCUGCUGGCUGCUCCUCCUACACCUUCCCCCAGAUCCUGGGUGUCGCGCUGGCCAACGAGAUGCUCUUCUGUGGGCGGAAGCUCACUGCCCAGGAGGCGUGCAGCAGAGGGCUGGUGUCCCAGGUCUUCUGGCCAACCACGUUCAGCCAGGAGGUCAUGUUGCGGGUCAAGGAGAUGGCAUCCUGCAGUGCGUUGGUAUUGGAGGAGUCAAAAUGCCUCGUUCGGAGCUUCCUGAAAUCAGUGCUUGAAGAUGUGAACGAGAAGGAAUGCGUCAUGCUGAAGCAACUCUGGAGUUCCUCCAAAGGCCUGGAUUCCCUGUUCAGCUACCUGCAGGACAAAAUUUACGAAGUCUGACGGGCCUCGGCUUACUUGCCCCAGUGGUCAAGGGCACCCGACCUCCAGCUUUGCCCUGGGUUUCAGAAAUUGGAGCCCACUGUAAGCCUGGCCAAGGAGUUUGUCAAGGUGUCUCUAUACCUAGGGUGUGUUCAUUUCCUUGUCUUCUUUGGUUGUUGUUCAUUGGUUUGAUUUUGUGUAACAGAUGGAAACUGCAGCACACUUGGCCUCCCCCUUGUCCCUACCCCAACUGGCUAGAGAGCUAUUGAGGGCUAUAUCUUCCCAGGCCUCUUCCAGGUACCGUUCUGUUCCCACUUGCUGAAAUGCUCCAUCCCGGUCCAGGGGAGGGAAAGACCAGUUUCCCUGUUUUUCUGACUCAGACUGUGUCUACACAGUGCCUCUGAUUUGGAGACUUGGCUCUCCUGGUCUCUGGUUAAGUGCAGAUCUGGUAAUGGGAGACAAUCCAUCUGGGGCAAUUUCCAGGCUGAUGAGUGAAGCGCUGCGGGUAGAGCCAGCCUGUCUCCUCUCUGAUGCAAAUCCGUGUGACUUUGAGGGCUCGGUCUUAACACCCAACUGAGUGAUUUACAAACCCAGAUAUUGUACAUCUAGGAAUGUUUUGUUAAAUAUAUAUUUUUAAAACAAUGUAAGCGGAAAUUCUGAUAAUUUAUGUGUAUUAUAUGUAAAGCUAGUUUUGCAAAACAUAAACUCCUAGGAAAUUUUUUUCUUUAAUCAGACUUAUUUAAUUUAUUUAUUUUUGUUUAUAUAUUAUGAUAUCUGUCAUUCAAACAGAUAUUAUUUUCAUACUGCCCUGGACCAAAAUCCCGUAUGAGGUUUGUACUGUUUGGUACAUUCUAGCAAUGAACCAUGUAGACAUAAAGUUCAGAGAGAUAAAAAUGGAAGAGUUUCCAUGGAUAAAAGGAAUAGCUUGUACCAGAUCCUCAGCUUGCGAAAUGGUUCUCAAAUUGAGUAUUGUUCUGAGGAGAACCGCAGAGGAACUUUCUCUUCACUCUGCUGCCUUUAAGGAGGUAAAGGGGCCUCCAGCGUGAUGGGGCUGAGACAUCCAGUCCCUGAUUGCGUGACACCAGGAAGAGGUGGGGAAUAGGCCUCACCCAAGGGGUUGCACAGUGUCCAGAGUAAGACUUUCUUCUUUGGGGGUGAAUGACUGAACUUUGAUCUCAGAGUUCACUCCAUCCAUGUGGGCAGCCAUGUCUGGUGUGGAUUUCCAGGGAUGUGGAAGGCAUUUCCAGUCUGGUGGUCUGUCAUUAGAAGGACUGAAUCUUUCCAUGUCCUGAAGCUCAGGUGACCUAUCUUUUUGUUAGGUGUUUGCUCACAACGGGAAGCAAUAACCAGGGAUGAGGUCUCCUGCUCUCGGACCCCUGGGCUGCACAGGGACCCCAGCACCUAAAUGUAGACCAUCAACUCAAAAGUCUGUGGAUUGGCUGUGGGGCAGGAGGGGUUGUGGUUUUGGUUGGUGAGGAGAAAGGUCAACAUCAAGGUUAGAGCACCCAGAGAAAGAUUCUUAGAGCAGGAGGGUUGUUCUAUCACCAUCACAACCCCUGAGUGUCCUCAGAGGCCCCUUUGCUCACCCGUCUUCCCUUGCCCUGAGUUAGUCACCAGUGACUCUUGACCUUGGAGAGAGUUGGGUGGAGCAGUGAGAGUUGGGCACAGCUGGGGGAGGGGCGGUGGACCAAGAAGAGGAGGGUCAUUGCUCCGAUUGGUCAUGUACUUCUCUCUCUGGUCCUCUUUUCUCUUUUAAAGGUGACCAGAUGCAAUGGGCCAGGCAGAUAAAAAGGAUUCAUGGUUCUGAGCUUUGUGUUUCAGAGGACACGUUGAGUGUCUGUACUACGGCUAGAGACAUGGUCCUUUAGACAGUGAAUCUGAAGUUUACCUGGACUCUUAAUCCUUAAGAUGGUCUUGGUUCCCUCUGUAGAAAGCCUUUCUACUUUGGACUUUCCCCCAUGACUUCAUGGGGCUUCUUCUACCUUCUUCUAUCUCAGCCAUGUUGGUCGUGGGGCCCAGCAGGGGACAACCACCUUGGCUGAAUUCAGCCAGACGAAGAUUAAAGCCCUGUGUGUCCUCCCCUUUGUCCAUGUGGGAUCUGCAGGCACUGCAGACCUAGACAAUGGGGAGUUACUCUGGGGAAACACCUGCUUUUGCCCAAAUCCACUUCGAUUUUGUCUCUUCCUGGGAGAAAGCAAGUGUACGCUUUCCCAAAGUCCCUAGACAAACCGCCUUCUUGUGUGUUGUGGCAGGUAAUCUGUGCAGCAUUGCUAAACCCUUCAAAGAAAGAGACCCUUGCUUUCUGUUUACCUUCUAGGGGCAGAUACAUUGACCAUAGAAGCAGUGUCAGGAUUCAUGUUGGAGGUGGAAGAGAAUGUUUGGAAAUUCCUUUCAAUCAAUGUCCAUCUUGUUCCCUGUUGAAAGCAGAAAUAUUUUAGCUUUGGACAUAUCACAAAUCCAAACUUCUCGACAUUUCAAGGAUCUCUGAUGAUAAGAUAGGAAUGUGAAACUUACCAAGGUGGAGUUCCUCUCGUUAACUCGUGGAUUCUGCUUCUAACAGGAGGUGUUUCAAAAGCUGGUCUGUGUUUGGACUGUUUCCACAUAGUCAGUUAGGGAAGGACACCCCACAAAUUGGGCAGAAGUUGGCUGUUACCUACAGGGUAGACUGAACCUCUGAGUUUUUCACUUUCUGAGCAGUUGUUCUGAUAAUGUGCAGAUGAAAUCCAAAUGACUUAUAGCAAAUAGAGUUGGGAUGGAAAAUGCCAGACCUGUGGGGUGUCAGAAUUUGUCCUCAUAGCCCUAUAUUCUUGAUUUAGGGCUCAGGCUUUCACUUGUUCUCUUCUGUCCCAGCACCCUCUCUUUCUUUACCCAUAGGACCCUUUCUUCACUCUGUCCCCUGCUCUGUCCCCACCCAACCCUACCCCACCCCACCCUGGGUCUGUCACUUCCUGGGCAGGUCUUUGAGGAAUUGUGCCUGGUUUUAGCAGCCCCAUCCUAGAAUUACCUGUGCAGUUGGAAAAGAGCCGUGGGUGGGAAGUUAAGGCUACCUCCUUAGUCAGGGAACCUUACUAAGCCACAGGUGGUACACACAAGGCCCACGGGCCAAAUCCGGCCCUCCAUCUUGUUUCUACCUGGCGACAGCUGAGCUCUCGCUUAACUCUUAAGGAGUAUUUACAUUCAUACAGUCCUCAAAUUACAUUCGGCCCUUUGAAGGCAACUUCGAGGCUGAUGUGGCCCCCGGUGAGAAUGAGUUUGACACCCCUUUUCUAGGCGGUCCACUCCUUGCCAUCUUGUUAGCCACGCAUUUGACCUCUCCUCCCCUCCCUGCUCGGAUCCCUGGUGAUUAGCACCAGCAUCUCGUAGUGGACCCACUUGUGUUAACAGCCCCAUUCCAAGAGGGCUUUUUGUAGAACGUGUUAAGAUGGUCAGAGCUCUUCACCAUUUGGAAGCCACAGGCUACUGCUGAUGAUGUGCCCACGUGUCUCUUCUGGCUUUGGAGUAAUGUCUGUGGGUAAAUACCAUCAAAAAUUACCCUCUAAGGAUGAAAUUGGAUAGCUAUGAGAAGGUAGUAGAGAAUUGAUUUAAAAUGUUAUUCUUGUUUGGUUUAGAUUAAACUAGGAAAUGUUCUCUCUGAAGCAUGAAAAUAUGUUUGUUUUUCAUAUAAAGUUUAAUAUGAGGAUGGCAAAAUAAUAGUCACAAUAGACUUUGAUCAAUGCAACUGUAUCUUUGAACACCCACAUUUAAAAAAUUAGCCUUGACUGAAUGCCAAACUGCAUUUCCCAUUAUUAACUGUUGGUUUAAAAAAAUUUGUAAACUUUUUAAAAUUUGAAAUUUAGUUACAUUAAUGCAAUUUUACAGUCUAGUUCCUGUGGAAACCUUUUUUUGAAACAAAGAUAAACGAAUAGAAACAUCUUCAGAUUUUCCUAAGUGAAUAUUUAAAAUGCAGAAUUGCUUUUCUUCUGUGUUUCUGUCUUCAGAUACUUAGGUCUCUUGUAUAUAUUAGUUUAGACACUCUCACUAAUAUACACAGUAUUUAAGACUCUGAAUGAGAUUUCUUAAGUAUUUUAUUUUAUUCUCUGUAAAUGGUUUUGUAUAAUCUUUAAAAAAUCUACACUUUGCCUUUGUAGAUAUUUAAGGGAAACCAUUUGGGGGUUGUCUUGCAUGUAUAUUUUUGUUGUAGAUAUGUGUUGCUUAGUUAUUUCUGCAAAUUUUGGUUGAAAUGCUUACAGACUUUAAUACAGUAUAUAUUUUCAGAAUAUAAACUUUUAUAUUUCUGUGAUAAGUUAGAAUAUGCGUUUUAGGCAAUCUUUUCCAUUAAUAUCACUCCCCCCCCACAAAUAGCUUACUGGUUUGGUGCCAAUGUGUUUCUUUCUUUUUUUUCCCCCCAUUAGACUCUAAUGCUCUUAUAUUGUUAGAGAGCAGGUUAAUUUUUUUUCUUAAAGUAUAAUUUGAAAAUGUGUUGCAUUUGUGGAUAAGCCUUACCAUUAGGAUCAGUAAAUUUUCCAACCUUUGCAACUACAUAUGUAGUUUAAGAUCUCCCCAUAAAUUCUCACUGUGUGGCAGUUGAUGGAGUUUGUGAACAGAGCCUUAAGCUUGUUGCAAAAAAAAAAGGGUAAUACGGGUUGUUUCUUCCAAGCAGUGCAAGCCAUGUUGGUGGACCCAAUGCAGUCUCUAGGUCAUGGCUAUUUAAAGAGCUUGGUUGAAUUGAUGGCCACAGGGGCCACAGAGGCACCUUGGUGAUUGCCUUUGGCCAUACACAUGGACCAAGAACAGGUUUUCUUGAACCACCUUUGUACUCUUCACAUGGUUUAGUCAUGGUCACAGUGGGGAUUGUUGGUCCAUCAUUUGUUCUGAACAAAUGGCAUUUCCUGCUCCUGACCUUGGCGGUUGACCCCAGGUUUCUUAGAGGUGACUUGGAAACAUCCAGCCUGGCUGAGAUCAGCAUUCCUUGAGAGAUGUUAAUAAAGUUUACAUGUGAGUCUUACUUGUGUAGACAAUCUGAAGUCGAUUUUGGUUACAUAAUCAGCAUUCCCAUGUGUCCUGAGCAUCUUAUCAACAAACUAUGUGUGUUAAGCCAUACCGAACCCGCGUUCAGCAGGGCAGAGGCAGACUAGAUGCAGAACUACACAUCGGCUGAGCCCGUCCGCCCAGGGCUGUUCAGAUGGAGCUCAUUGGUGGUGUGUCCACUGUGUUUGGGAACUAAUAAAACCAAUGAAAAUUUAGACUUAAAUUUUCUUAAAAUGAUGAUUCCUUUCAGUUGGUCACACUUCCCAUAGUUAUCAGCUGAUUUUCCUUAUCAAGGAUUUACAGAUGAUUUUGAGACCAAGGCUAUAGUAUGGGUGAAGUAUUUGGUUCAUCCUGAAUAGCAUUUAUAAUCUACCAUUGACAUGGAAAUAAGCUCCAAAUGUUUGCAGUAUGUAGCAGUCAGAACAACUGACAUCUAGUUUUCAGCUUCAUCUCUGGCAUGGUCCAUCAUGCCUUGUGAGCGCAACACCUGGCCUGCUGCUGGAGCUCAGUAAGGCAACUCAGGCGAGUUUGGAGGGUGUAGUUUUCCAUCUAGUAUUUAAUUUGUCCCUGCGCCAUUAGUCCCAGCUUGAAGUCAUUUGCUGAUGCCCAUGUUGACUGGAUUGUGAAAAUAUUGCCUUUCAUAGAACCAAGGACCAAAGAAUUUCAUUAUUUCAACAAAGCAUGAGUUUUAUAGAUUAUAGGCACAUCUAGAAAGAGGUGUGCAUGUUUCAUGGCACAAAGAAGCUGCUCACGUCCAUCAACCUCGUGCUGCCCUGGCUGGCCAUGCACAGGGAUGUUUUGUCACCUCGAGAAGGCUCUGAAAGAUGAGUUUCUCAGAUGGAAACGAUCUCAGGUGGGUGUGUUUGCUGUGCAGCCCCAGCCUUUAUCCAUUAUCACAAAAAGUGGAGGUCUGGCAUUCUUCUGGGUUCUCUGACCAGUGUAGACCGCUCCAUCUGAAUAACUGCCUCCAGUGCGAGUUUUUCAGAUGCGUCUACACUGAGCAGCAGCCUUGCAGUUGCUGAAUUUCCACCUCCUUGUGUUCUACAUCGACCCAUUCCAAUUCCUGGUUGACGUGAGAAGGAUUUUCUUCAGUUCUCACACCAGAUGAUGCUCCAUUCUCAUUCACCAUGAAAUCAUCAAUCCGUUGACUGGUUGAGACAUGAUUGAUGCUGAAGAAGUGGUAUUCUAGUGGUAAGGCUUAUUACCAAACUGAUAAUGAAGCAGGCUACCAAAAACUUGUCCAGCCCACCCGAGGAGUGUUUGGGUUUGAUCAUGGAUGUAGCGCACACACCAAAAUCCAAGGAGACCUUUGCAAAUUAGGCUACUCAUUUUCUUUUGCCAGGUUGUCAUGGGAGAGUCUUGAACUAGUUCAGAAUAUUUGUAAGUAUGAGUACUUCAUAGAAUUAUCAAGCAGGUGCAGCUGACCCUUUCUCACCACGUUGUAAAUAUUUCCCGAGACUGGGUGCAGUACUGGGGGAUAAUAAUCUUCUGAUUUAUCAACUGCUGACUGUCUAGAGCAAAUUGUACACUCUCUUUGUGAAUGGUCCUGUAACGUGUAUGAACACAUUUCUGGGUGCCUUAGAAGUUGUAUUUUCAUGUGUGCUAAUAUGCAGUAUUUAUACAUUGUGAAAAGCUGCUUUGAAUAAAAAGGUUGAAACUUUA
Molecule: messenger RNA, 8514 nt
Organism: Artibeus jamaicensis (Jamaican fruit-eating bat)
Lineage: Eukaryota; Metazoa; Chordata; Mammalia; Chiroptera; Phyllostomidae
Gene: CDYL2
Product: chromodomain Y like 2
Exons: 7
Coding region: 349-1866 (505 amino acids)
Cellular component (GO): nucleus
Molecular function (GO): transcription corepressor activity
Source: RefSeq, a predicted model, not a curated record